GUUGCGUAUUUUAUUUUUUUCCAGGACGAACGUAGGCACACAAUUACCCCACGUUCGUCCUCGAACCAGGAAAACAACCCAGACACGUCACCACGUGAGCUUUCCCGUGGUGACGUCAGUGCACCUCGGGCCAGCCCCAAGUGACCCUAUCCACAAGUGGCACUACCGAGCCCAGUUCAUUACAGUGAAAGUUCGGUGUGGUGGGGUGUGUCAAUCGUUGCUUGCUCUCAGUAUCAGAAUAAGGACGAUUACUAGGAGCUGAAUGUAAAUUACAUGUGUCCACGCUGGUAUAAACUAUCCGGAACUUUGCAAGUCGUCUAUCAAGCAGAAUGAAUUCUACAACUCCAGUAUUAUCAAUUGAGGAGAAGAGGGAUCUAUGUCACGGGAAGUCUGCAUUGCCGUACGAAGAGCGACGCAAGAUUGUGGACGAUUUGUACCGAGAGUGGAUUAAGGACGACUGCUACGAAGAGGAAAUGAAGAGACUCGGCUAUGUUGCACACAUUGAACUAGCUCAAGAGAUACUGAAGUGCGUUACAGACAAGACUCCACGUAUACUUGAUUGCGCUUCUGGAACUGGCUUUCUGGGUGAAGAGCUGCAAAAGAUUGGCUUCACAAAUGUGGAUGCCCUAGACGCAUCGCAGGAAUCUCUCAAUUACAGCAAGAAGAAAGAGAUUUAUCAGAACUACAUUUGUGGACUUCUCGGACCAAAGAAAAUGGAAAUUGACAGCGACGUGUAUGAUGCUGUUGUGUUUACAGGAUGCUUUGGGAACAUUCACACAAAAUCGGACUGUUUUCCGGAACUUAUACGAAUCACUAAACCAGGUGGCUAUAUCAUGUUCACCGUACGACGAUCAGUUCUUCUGGAGGAUGAGUUUUGCAGUAAUGGUGCAUUGGAUGCAAACAUUCAUGAUCUGGACCUGAAAGGAAAAUGGAGAUACCUCUCGAAAACGCAGAAACUCUACAUGACAAAUCAAGACUUCAGAGGGAAGAAAGAAUACUGUUAUGUUUUCGUUUGUAAAGUGCUUUGAGAAUAAUCGAUUUGGUUUCACAGUAAAAAAAAAAAACAGCCCCUUGUUAACCAUUCAAACGGCGUUAUGGGGUGUGUGCAUGGAUUAGCCCAGACAUAAAUUUCAGGACGCUUGCUGCAAAGAUGCAAAGAUUAAAAAAAAAUCAAAUUUCGCCGCCAAAGGCUGAAUUAUGUUUAAAACACAGAACUUUGUAUAAAAGAGACUUUUUUAAAUUACAGAAAAACAUCAAUAAACAUGGACAAAAAUGUAGCGUUUAGGCUGGGGAAUCUCAAAAAGACAGUUGGGAUGGUUUUGACCCCAAUAUAGGUCGAGUGACCUUGUAUGCUCAAUCGGUCGACUGUUCCCGAUCUUUGACAAAGGGACCAGAAGUUUACGUCUUUCAUUUCCAGGUAAAAAUAAAAGCAAAAACCUACGGGUCUCAUUGACAAAAACACAGUAAAAUAAUUGUUGAGUAAUUGUUUUUAAGGGUUUAUAUGUUAAAAAAAAAUAGAUAAAGUUGUUUGGGGUGACUCCGCCUACCCUUUUGUGACUUCAAUCGAGACAGACUUUGUCUUGGUCGAACAUCGAACACACGUACGUACAAGUACAUUCACGUCCCAGUCGUGAGUUUGUACGUUUCGAAACAGGUUUUUUCUUGCAUUUUUCCGUCAAUGUCGAC
Asterias rubens (European starfish) is the source of this 1686-nucleotide messenger RNA. RefSeq lists its product as uncharacterized. NCBI's taxonomy places the organism in Eukaryota, Metazoa, Echinodermata, Asteroidea, Forcipulatida, Asteriidae. The transcript has 6 exons. The record is from RefSeq and is a predicted model, not a curated record. Bases 330 to 1028 code for a protein of 232 amino acids.